CCAAUGCAGCAAGGCGUAGCCGCCCUUUGGAAGAUUUCAUUCCAAGCCGGCGGGAUGCAGUGAAUGAUCUCGUCAGCAAAGGAGUAGGAGAAGCGGUGUGUUAAAGUUUCACUCGGCGGCCGAGAAAUAGAAAAGGGAAAAUGACUGAAGUUAAUAAAUGCAUCAAGUAUUCCAUGUUGAUCUUCAACGUUUUAUUUUGGAUGUGUGGUUCAAUCAUACUUGGAGUGGCAAUAUGGCUUCGUGUGAGCAAAGAGGUUGAGAAGAUUGAAGAAUUUUACCCUGCUGUAAAUCUUCUGAUUACUGUUGGGUCUAUCAUUAUGGUGCUUGGAUUUCUUGGUUGCUGUGGAGCUAUUAAAGAGAGCAAAUGCAUGUUAGUUUUGUUCUUCAUUGGACUGCUCCUUAUUCUGGCUUUUCAAAUAACUGCAGGCAUUCUAGGUGUAGUUUAUAAAUCUAAGAUUGCAUCAGUAUUAAAUGAAACAUAUUAUGAACUUAUCCCGUUAAAUAAGCAAGAAGAAGAAUUUAAGAAAGAGAUAGAAGAUUUCCAGGAGGAGAAACAGUGUUGUGGUCUGCUGCAUGGAUAUCGGGACUGGACAGAAGCUUCUAUUCCCCCAUCCUGCAACUGUAAAGAUAAACAGGCGUGUGUCACAACAGAAAAUGGAAAAUCUGUGUGGGCGCAGCCCUGUAUCAAUGCCAUAAAUGACAUUUUGAAAGCAAACCUCAUUUUAAUUAUUGGCAUUGCCUUUGGACUGGCAGUGAUUGAGGUUUUUGGAUUGGCCUUCUCUAUGAUCCUGUAUUGCCAGAUCAAGAACAAGUGAAAAUGAGAGUUUUCUUCAGACAGUGCAUUAGUUCAUUACAGAUAUUUCAUCUUGGAUAUAUGACUCAUUCUUGUGCUUAAAUUGUAGUUUUGAAAUUCUGAUUAAUUUGAUUUAAAUCUAGAAUGUAACUCAGCCAUUUGUGCUUCUCAUUAUAUCGAGUUGGUUUUCUAUAUCUGCAUGUACAGAUGCAUUCUGCUGUUGCAAAGUGGUAUUACAGUUUAAAAUGAAGAUAUUCACUUUGUCUUAUUUCCAGGCUGAGCAGUUGUGAAGUGAACAGGAUUUUCAGCCCUUCAGUUUAGUGUCCCCUUAAAAACCAGCUUUUCUUGUAAUGUUGAAUUCCUCCACGGCGAUGAAGCUGUACUGAGUCGAAUAAAAGUUCAGUGUAGUGGACAAGAACUGUUUAUGAAAUAAUUGAUCAAAAGGUGAGAGACUGUUUGAUUGAAGAAUGGGGUGGAGGAGGGGCGGCAUCGGUCAAUGUCAGGAGCAUGAAUGAGGUCUAACACUUUGGUAGCCUGCUAUGCAUCAAGUAGAAAACAAAAUGAGCACUGUGAAUCAGGCUGUAAUUUAGUAGUAGAAUAACAGUGGAAGGGUGCUUUUUCUGACUGGAAAUCUGUGACCAGUGGUGCUCCACAGGGAACAGUGCUAGGUGCUUAUUGUUUGUAAUAUAUAUAAAUGAUUUGGAGGAGAAUUUAGGUGGCCUAUUUUGUAAGUAUGCAGACGGCACAAAGAUUAGGUGAGCUGCAGAUAGUGAGGAGGAUUGCCAGAGGAUUCAGCAGUAUACAGAUAGGCUAGAGACUUGGGCGUAGAAAUGGCAUGCGGAGGUUAACCUGGAUAAACACAAGGUGAGAAUUUUUGUUUGAAGAUCUAAUGCAGGAGGGAUAUAUGCAGUAAAUGGUAGAGCCCUUAGCAGUAUCAGAAUAUAGGUGGAUCUGGGCAUUCAGUUCUCUGAAAGUGGGAACACAAUUGGACAAGAUGAUUAAGAAGGCAUACAGUAUGUUUACCUUCAUUAGUGCAGGUAUAGAGUAUUAAAAAUUGGCAAGUUAUUUUGCAGCUGUAUAGACCUUUAGUUAGGCCAUAUUUGGAAUAUUGAGUACAGUUCUGGUCUCCACAGUACGAAAGGAUGUAGAGGCUUUGGAAAGGGUACAGGAUGUUUCCUGGUUUGGAGGGCAUUGGCUAUAAGGAGAGAUUGGACAAACUUGGUAUGUUUUCACUCGAACAUCAAAGGAUGAGGGGUGACCUGAUUGAAGUUCACAAAAUUAUGAGAGGCAUGGAUAGAAUGGAUAGUAAGAGUUAUUUUCGCAGUUACCAGGGGACGUAGGUUUACGAUUAAAAAAGUGUAAGUUUAAAGGAGAUGUGUUUUACACUGAGUGGGGCAAGUGCCUGGAUUGCACUGCAAGAGUUGAUGAAUAGCAACAUUUGAAGAGGCAUAUAUGACAAAGCAGGGAAUAGAAGGAUAUAAACCGCAUACCGGCAAAGGUGUUUAGUUUAGAAAGGCAUCAUGUGUCAGUGCAGUCUUGGUGGGAUGAAGGGCCUGUUCCUGUGCUAUACUGUUCUCUUCCAAGUGUUUUGCAUUACUGGCACAUAACAGUUUAAUCCCCACUGACUCUAGAGAAUCAGAACAUGCUUCAGUUCAUCAGUAUAUAGAGCUGGAUUAGUAUUGAUGUGGAUUUUGCGAAAGAACAAUUAAGUUAUUAGUGCUCACUCUUAAGUAAAUCAGACAGCAAUUUUCUGCGUCUACAUGUGUGCACUUGAACACAGAGAUCAGUAGGUUACUGUCUGUGUUGUCUUGCUCCUUCCUAACCCUUCUUAUAAACAAUGUUACACCUGAAGAGCUGAACAUUCAUGUAGACACAGGAAUGUGGUCUUUACCCACUAAACAUGCCAGAAGUUAACUUCUCCAUUCAAGUGGAAACUAAUGUUUAAUAACAUAGGAAGUAUAAAUUACCACAGGGCAGCCCCUCUAUAACUGAAAAUUUAUUUCUAAAAUAUGUUAGUCUCACUUCUUCAGAUUUGCUUUGUUACAUUUUUGGCAAAAUUAUUUGCAAACCUUCUCUCAGAAAAAUAUUUCUAGUUUAACGAGCCAUCAUUUGAUGCUUAAAGUCCCAUCAGAACACAAGUGGUAGCUGAACAAUUUUUAAAAGAUUUUUGGAAUAGGAAACAAGCUCCAUUUUGAUGUACCCCAUUCGAGGACAAUUGAGUUUGUACUGACGGGGUUUUUUAAAAAAACAUUUUGUUGGACACAGUUAAAGUGGGAACUGCCAUAUUUUAGGAAUGACAACCAUUUUGUGUUUGUUUUUAAGACUGAACAGCAAGACAAAGUGGUUAAAAUCAUUUUGUGGCAUCUCUGUGGCUGCUGCUUGUGUAUUUGUUGUGAUGUAAUGGUAAAUGACCCAAGGCUUAAAUGACUACUUUUUGAAGAAGUUAAAACUGAAUAGGUGUCUGUGCAUUGUGAUUGUAAAUUUUACAUGCGUUUAUUAUUGUUGGAGUUAAAUAUUUUUUGUUGUUUGUUUUAAAAAUGCAAAAAUAUAUAAAGUGUGCGUGGAUUCUAUAUGUGAAAUGUAUUGAUGUGAAUAGUUUUUAUUCCAAUAUCAUUUAUGAAUAAAAAAGGCAAAAAACUGCAGAUGGUGAAAAUCAGAAACCAAAACUGAAAUUGCUGGAGAAACACUACAAGUUGUGGCAGCAGAGAUAAUGGGAACUGCAGAUGCUGGAGAAUCCAAGAUAACAAAGUGUGA
Stegostoma tigrinum is the source of this 3547-nucleotide messenger RNA. RefSeq names its product tetraspanin-8-like. The transcript is spliced from 8 exons. Gene Ontology annotation, cellular component: membrane. The record is from RefSeq and is a predicted model, not a curated record. NCBI's taxonomy places the organism in Eukaryota, Metazoa, Chordata, Chondrichthyes, Orectolobiformes, Stegostomatidae. The coding region runs from base 141 to 815 and encodes 224 amino acids.